UCAAACAAAUUAUGAGCACCUUCAAAACUACAAAAUGGAAAGAAAUUCCUUGCCAACUUGAAGAAAAUACAUACUUAGGGAUAAAUGAAACCAAUCACUUAAAGUUUAAGCUUGAAAACCUAGUGUUGGAAUUGGCUAAGCUCACAGAGAACUCUGAGUGGUCUUACGCAUAUGCAGAUACACACGGUCCACAAUUAAGUGCACUGUCUCUAACAACAUAGCACCUGAACGUAACAGGCAUUUGGCAAAUGCUUAAAGGAGUGAAUACAGAUUUCAAUCUGUAUUAGAAAUCAGAAUUUCUAAACUCCUGGCUUUGAAAUGUCACUGUGUCCAGACUUCAUUUGCACAUUUUUACACAUACUUCAUCUUUACUGUGAAGUAUCCAGAAACUUGAUUCACAAAAUUAGGCCUAGAAACCUCUCCCCGCCCUCUUCCUUCCACGAAUAUGUUCACCAAAAAACUAGCUUUAUUAGCCACAAGUUAGGACAGAGUAUAGAUAAAAUUCAACAAGUCUCUGACUUCAAAAUGCCCAUAUGGAAAAUUUACAACUGUUGAAAGAUGAGAUAUGACCAUGACUUAAUCACUUAGUAAUGAAAGAAAAAUGUGGUAAAAUGUAGCUGCUAUGGAUUCACUUAACAAUUUUCAAAUAAACUGUAUACCUUAGUAUGUGCCUAUCUACAUCAUUUUUAUAGCAAAGGCUAAAUAGUUCAAAAUACUUAUAAAGAUCCAAUUGAGGAUCUGGUGGUAUUAAUCAUAUAAAUAAUGCAUUAACUACAGAUAUAUUUUCAAAAGCUUCUUGAAAACAGCAGAAAUAUUGUGAUAGGGCAAAGAAAACCAACAAAAUAUGUUAUUUAAAGGAAAAACGUUUAAAAAUUUAAACAUUCAAAAUAUUUAAUUAUGUGAAUAUUAUUUGGUCAUUAAAACAGCUGUGAUGCUUUGACAGCUCCCCCCUCCCCAACCUGACCAAUGGCUCAGUGUGGGAUUUCUGCUUCUUGUCAGUAAUGACUCAGAUAACAAAAGCUUCAAGAAAUGUCUUCUUAGUACUAUUUUAAGGAGAUAUUUUUAAAAGGAACCCUAUAAAUUUGAAUUACUGACUUGCCAAAAGGUGGCCAUCGGGUUUUAAACUUUUUAUGAUUAGUGUGCCAGGAAUCUUUAUCUUACCAAUCAACAUGUGAAGAGGGGAAAAAAAUGGAAAGAACCGUCUAGCAUUUUCUUGAACAAGACCAUUUUAUUCUCUUAGAAAUACAUACAAAUAUCCCUCUUUAACACAUUGAUAAUCUUUUGAAAAAAGAACAUCUGAUUUCUGAAGCCUAUGUGCUAAGACAGCCUUAAUAUCAAAAAGAAGUUCUUUCAUCUCAAAAUCAUUAAAUGUGUAUCUUAAAACUUUUCAUGCAAGGUUGUUUGCAGACCAUAGACACUAAUGCCUACUUUGGUUGCCUACACAUAUUGCUACACACUAACCCACCUAGCCUUGUGUCCCUAUAAGAAAAGUACAUUGGAUCACCGAAACUCAAAGACAAUAAAUCUGAAUACGUUUGUGUUAUGAUGGUUUUAAUCUUAGUUAUAAAACUAGCUGCCUACCCUACUUUUUGAUUAUAGUGAUAACUUCCUUUCCUGGGAGGCUGGGUUUUCCAAAAGCAUCAAAAAAGAAAGGUGGUAACAGGGGGAAAAGACAGCAUGACUAAGAAACCUCAGGUCCCGUGGCAGCAGGGAAGCCAGCCAUUUGUGCAUCUGUAGGAUAUAUUAGUAGAAAUGUCCUGAGUAUCAUUUUGUUUCUGUGUUUGAUGUUACAUAUUUGUAGCAUUUGACAUAAGGAAUUAGGUUUUCCUAAGAGUGGAAUGCCAAGGAAACUGUUGAUACAAACAGAAAAGCAGUUUGACAACGUCAUUAUCAUGAGAUAACUGAAAUACAGAUUUAGGCAGGAAAAAUGCUAUGAAAACAUCUUUCCAACGUGAAAACCAUGUUUGUAAUACUAUUUAAAACACUGGAGAUUUCUUUAGGGCCUGACCAUUUAUCUCUAAAACAACAUGACUUCAAGAUUAAAACGGGCUCAUUCUGAAAUAGCACUUUCAUCCCACUUAAUAUUCAGUUUGAACAUAAAAUGUAACCAGUCAGUGUAGAAAAAAAACAGAUUUACCAACAGUCCUGGCACCAAGAUAAAAUGUCAAACUGGGCCUAAGUUUUUUCUCCUUAAAAUAGUUUUGCGACUUGGGUUGCAUUCCAGUGGGAAGGGGGCAGCAGGCCCAUGAGCGUGCACAUUCCAACAGAAGUUUUCUGCCUCUGAGGCCCAAGGCCUCCCAACCCCUGGACAAGCCUAUCGCUCUCCUGCACAAGAGGGUAUAUCAAAGCAGCCCGUGGUGAUAUAUGAAAACCAGAGAUCAUCACGCCUCAGGGAGGUGAUGAGCUGACAUGCUGACAGAAGCCAUUUACCGCACGUCUCAAUUCCAGUUUUCCUGUAGAGCCACUGGGGGAGAGGCCCAUCUUUAGGUAGGCAGUGAGUAUGGCAGAUGAGGAAGGAAAAACUCGUUGAAAAGAACCCAAAAAGAAGGUGUGGUUUUUCAAAUUCUAAAUCUGAAAAAGUAAUCACUGUGACCUAAAGUUGCAGCGAGGUGACAUGCGGUUUAAGCCCGUGGAACGCUUAAAACGCUACUGUGGGAAGAAUCUCUGGGCUUUAGGAAGUUACAAGGGGAGAAGCUCCGGGGGAAGAGAUUUAUUUCCUUAAAAAAUCUGACCCGUGAGCACACAUCUGGAAGUUGACCAUGCUUCGAGCCUUUGGCCAGCCCUCUGUGCCUGCAUACCAGCCGCUUUCCAGCCACUCUGCUGCUGAAGCAGAGGUGAAGUUUAAGGGCACUUUGGUGCAUGAAGCUCAACUCAACUGCUUCUACAUCCCUCCUGGAGGUUCCAACUAUGGGAGCCCACGCCCAGCUCAUGCCAACAUGAACGCCAAUGCAGCUGCGGGACUCGCCCCUGAGCACAUCCCCACGCCGGGUGCGGCCUUGUCUUGGCAGGCGGCCAUCGAUGCAGCCCGGCAGGCCAAGCUGAUGGGCAGUGCCGGCAACGCGACCAUUUCCACGGUCAGCUCCACGCAGCGGAAGCGGCAGCAGUAUGGGAAACCCAAGAAGCAGGGCAGCACAACGGCCACGCGCCCACCCCGCGCCCUACUUUGCCUGACUCUGAAGAACCCAAUCCGGAGGGCGUGCAUCAGCAUCGUCGAAUGGAAACCAUUUGAAAUAAUUAUUUUACUGACUAUUUUUGCCAAUUGUGUGGCCUUAGCGAUCUAUAUUCCCUUUCCAGAAGACGACUCCAAUGCCACCAAUUCCAACCUGGAACGAGUGGAAUAUCUCUUUCUCAUAAUUUUUACUGUGGAAGCAUUUUUAAAAGUAAUAGCCUAUGGACUUCUCUUUCACCCCAACGCUUACCUCCGCAAUGGUUGGAAUUUACUAGAUUUUAUAAUUGUGGUUGUAGGGCUUUUCAGUGCAAUUUUAGAACAAGCAACCAAAGCCGAUGGGGCAAAUGCUCUAGGAGGAAAAGGAGCUGGAUUUGACGUGAAGGCGCUGAGAGCAUUCCGUGUGCUGCGCCCCUUGAGGCUGGUGUCUGGAGUCCCAAGUCUCCAGGUGGUUCUGAAUUCCAUUAUCAAGGCCAUGGUGCCCCUGCUGCAUAUUGCCCUGUUAGUGCUGUUUGUCAUUAUCAUCUAUGCCAUAAUCGGCUUGGAGCUCUUCAUGGGGAAAAUGCAUAAGACCUGCUACAACCAGGAAGGCAUAGCAGAUGUUCCAGCAGAAGAUGAUCCUUCCCCUUGUGCUCUGGAGACAGGCCAUGGGCGGCAGUGCCAGAAUGGCACUGUGUGCAAGCCCGGGUGGGAUGGGCCCAAACAUGGCAUCACCAACUUUGACAAUUUUGCCUUCGCCAUGUUGACGGUAUUCCAGUGCAUCACCAUGGAGGGCUGGACAGAUGUGCUGUACUGGGUCAAUGAUGCCGUAGGAAGGGACUGGCCCUGGAUCUAUUUUGUUACACUAAUCAUCAUAGGGUCAUUUUUUGUACUUAACUUGGUUCUCGGUGUUCUUAGCGGAGAGUUUUCCAAAGAGAGGGAGAAGGCCAAAGCUCGGGGAGAUUUCCAGAAGCUUCGAGAGAAGCAGCAGCUGGAAGAGGACCUAAAGGGCUACCUGGACUGGAUCACCCAGGCAGAGGACAUCGAUCCUGAGAAUGAGGAUGAAGGCAUGGAUGAGGAGAAGCCCCGAAACAUGAGCAUGCCCACAAGCGAGACCGAGUCUGUCAACACCGAAAACGUGGCUGGAGGUGACAUCGAGGGAGAGAACUGCGGGGCCAGACUGGCCCACCGGAUUUCUAAAUCAAAAUUCAGCCGCUACUGGCGCCGGUGGAAUCGGUUCUGCAGAAGAAAGUGUCGUGCUGCAGUCAAGUCUAAUGUCUUCUACUGGCUUGUGAUCUUCCUGGUGUUCCUCAACACACUCACCAUCGCCUCAGAACACUACAAUCAGCCCCACUGGCUCACAGAGGUCCAAGACACGGCCAACAAGGCACUACUGGCCCUUUUUACGGCAGAGAUGCUGCUGAAGAUGUAUAGCCUGGGCCUGCAGGCCUACUUUGUGUCCCUCUUCAACCGCUUCGACUGCUUCAUCGUGUGUGGGGGCAUCCUGGAGACCAUCCUGGUGGAGACCAAGAUCAUGUCUCCCUUGGGCAUCUCUGUGCUGAGAUGUGUCCGGCUCCUACGGAUAUUUAAAAUCACAAGAUACUGGAACUCCUUAAGCAACCUGGUGGCAUCCUUGCUGAAUUCUGUGCGUUCCAUUGCCUCCCUGCUCCUACUCCUCUUUCUCUUCAUCAUCAUCUUCUCCCUCCUGGGGAUGCAGCUCUUUGGAGGAAAGUUCAACUUUGAUGAAAUGCAGACUCGGAGGAGCACAUUUGAUAACUUUCCGCAGUCCCUCCUCACCGUGUUUCAGAUCCUGACCGGGGAGGACUGGAAUUCGGUGAUGUAUGAUGGGAUCAUGGCUUAUGGCGGCCCCUCUUUUCCAGGGAUGUUAGUCUGUAUUUACUUCAUCAUCCUCUUCAUCUGUGGAAACUAUAUCCUACUGAAUGUGUUCUUGGCCAUUGCUGUGGACAACCUGGCUGAUGCUGAGAGCCUCACAUCUGCCCAAAAGGAGGAGGAAGAAGAGAAAGAGAGAAAGAAGCUGGCCAGGACUGCCAGCCCAGAGAAGAAACAAGAGAUAGUGGAGAAGCCAGCAGUGGAGGAAACCAAGGAGGAAAAAAUUGAACUGAAAUCCAUUACAGCUGAUGGAGAGUCCCCACCCACCACUAAGAUCAACAUGGAUGACCUCCAGCCCAAUGAAAAUGAGGAUAAGAGUCCCUACCCCAACCCAGAAAAUACAGGAGAAGAGGAUGAGGAGGAGCCUGAGAUGCCUGUGGGCCCCCGCCCACGACCACUCUCUGAGCUGCACCUUAAGGAAAAGGCAGUGCCCAUGCCAGAAGCCAGUGCGUUUUUCAUCUUCAGCCCCAACAACAGAUUUCGCCUCCAGUGCCACCGCAUUGUCAAUGACACGAUCUUCACCAACCUGAUCCUCUUCUUCAUUCUGCUCAGCAGCAUUUCCCUGGCAGCUGAAGAUCCUGUCCAGCACACCUCCUUCAGGAACCAUAUUCUGUUUUAUUUUGACAUUGUUUUCACUACCAUUUUCACCAUUGAAAUUGCUCUGAAGAUGACUGCUUAUGGGGCUUUCCUACAUAAGGGCUCUUUUUGCCGGAACUACUUCAACAUCUUGGACCUGUUGGUGGUCAGCGUGUCCCUCAUUUCCUUUGGCAUCCAGUCCAGUGCAAUCAAUGUGGUGAAGAUUUUACGAGUUUUGCGAGUCCUCAGGCCCCUGAGGGCCAUCAACAGGGCCAAGGGGCUAAAGCACGUGGUUCAGUGCGUGUUCGUCGCCAUCCGGACCAUCGGGAACAUCGUGAUUGUCACCACACUGCUUCAAUUCAUGUUCGCCUGCAUUGGGGUCCAGCUUUUCAAGGGAAAGCUCUACACCUGUUCAGAUAGUUCCAAACAGACCGAGGCGGAAUGCAAGGGUAACUACAUCACAUACAAGGACGGGGAGGUUGACCACCCCAUCAUCCAACCCCGCAGCUGGGAGAACAGCAAGUUUGACUUUGACAAUGUUCUGGCAGCCAUGAUGGCCCUUUUUACCGUCUCUACCUUUGAAGGGUGGCCAGAGCUGCUGUACCGCUCCAUCGACUCCCACACAGAAGACAAGGGCCCCAUCUACAACUACCGUGUGGAGAUCUCCAUCUUUUUCAUCAUCUACAUCAUCAUCAUUGCCUUCUUCAUGAUGAACAUCUUCGUGGGUUUCGUUAUCGUCACCUUCCAGGAGCAGGGGGAGCAGGAAUACAAGAACUGUGAGCUGGACAAGAACCAGCGACAGUGCGUGGAAUAUGCCCUCAAGGCCCGGCCCCUGCGGAGGUACAUCCCCAAGAACCAGCACCAGUACAAAGUGUGGUAUGUGGUCAACUCCACCUACUUUGAAUACCUGAUGUUCGUCCUCAUCCUGCUCAACACCAUCUGCUUGGCCAUGCAGCACUAUGGCCAGAGCUGCCUAUUCAAAAUUGCCAUGAACAUCCUCAACAUGCUCUUCACUGGCCUCUUCACCGUGGAGAUGAUUCUGAAGCUCAUUGCCUUCAAACCCAAGGGUUACUUUAGUGAUCCCUGGAAUGUUUUUGACUUCCUCAUCGUAAUUGGCAGCAUAAUUGACGUCAUUCUCAGUGAAACUAAUCACUAUUUCUGUGAUGCAUGGAAUACAUUUGACGCCUUGAUUGUUGUGGGUAGCAUUGUUGAUAUAGCAAUCACCGAGGUAAACCCAGCUGAACAUACCCAAUGCUCUCCCUUUAUGAAUGCAGAGGAGAACUCCCGCAUCUCCAUCACCUUCUUCCGCCUCUUCCGGGUCAUGCGCCUGGUCAAGCUGCUGAGCCGAGGGGAGGGCAUCCGGACCCUGCUGUGGACCUUCAUCAAAUCCUUCCAGGCCCUGCCUUACGUGGCUCUUCUGAUAGUGAUGUUGUUCUUCAUCUAUGCGGUGAUUGGGAUGCAGGUGUUUGGGAAGAUUGCCCUGAAUGACACCACAGAGAUCAACCGGAACAACAACUUCCAGACCUUCCAAGCUGUGCUGCUUCUCUUCAGGUGUGCCACAGGGGAGGCAUGGCAGGACAUCAUGCUGGCCUGUAUGCCAGGGAAGAAGUGUGCCCCUGAGUCGGAGCCCAGCAACAGUACAGAAGGUGAAACACCCUGUGGCAGCAGCUUCGCAGUCUUCUACUUCAUCAGCUUCUACAUGCUCUGUGCCUUCCUGAUCAUUAACCUCUUUGUAGCUGUCAUCAUGGAUAACUUUGACUAUCUGACAAGGGACUGGUCAAUUCUUGGUCCCCAUCAUCUGGAUGAAUUUAAAAGAAUCUGGGCAGAGUAUGAUCCUGAAGCCAAGGGUCGAAUCAAACACCUAGAUGUAGUGACCCUGCUCCGGCGGAUUCAGCCCCCGCUGGGUUUUGGGAAGCUGUGCCCUCACCGUGUGGCUUGCAAACGUCUAGUCUCCAUGAACAUGCCUCUGAACAGUGAUGGGACGGUCAUGUUCAAUGCCACCCUGUUUGCCCUGGUCCGGACAGCCCUGCGGAUCAAAACAGAAGGGAACCUAGAACAAGCCAACGAGGAGCUGCGGGCCAUAAUCAAGAAGAUCUGGAAGCGAACCAGCAUGAAACUGCUGGACCAAGUGGUGCCUCCAGCGGGUGAUGAUGAGGUCACGGUUGGCAAGUUUUAUGCUACUUUCCUAAUCCAAGAGUACUUCCGGAAAUUCAAGAAGCGCAAAGAACAGGGCCUGGUGGGCAAGCCUUCUCAGAGGAACGCCCUAUCCCUGCAGGCUGGCCUGCGCACGCUGCAUGACAUCGGGCCUGAGAUCCGACGGGCCAUCUCUGGAGAUCUGACGGCUGAGGAGGAGGUGGACAAGGCCAUGAAGGAGGCUGUGUCUGCCGCCUCUGAAGACGACAUCUUCAGGAGGGCCGGUGGCCUGUUCGGCAACCACGUCAGCUACUACCAAAGCGACGGCAGGAGCGCCUUCCCCCAGACCUUCACCACCCAGCGCCCACUGCACAUCAAUAAGGCGGCCAACAGCCAAGGUGAUGCCGAGUCACCAUCCCACGAGAAACUGGUGGACUCCACUUUCACCCCCAGCAGCUACUCGUCCACCGGCUCAAAUGCCAACAUCAACAACGCCAACAACACUGUCCUGGGCCGCUUCCCCCCACCCUCUGGCUACCCUGGCGCUGCCAGCACCGCCGAGGGCCACGGAACCCCCCUGUCUCCUGCCAGCCGGGUGCAGGAGGCUGCAUGGAAGCUCAGCUCCAAGAGGUGCCACUCCCGGGAGAGCCAGAUAGCCAUGGUGUGUCAGGAGGAGGUCUCUCAGGACGAGACCUAUGACGUGAAGAUGAGCGAAGACGCCGAGUACUGCAGUGAGCCCAGCCUGAUCUCCACAGAGAUGCUCUCCUAUCAGGAUGAUGAAAAUCGGCAAUUAACACCACCUGAGGAAGACAAGAAGGACGUCCGGCAAUCUCCAAAGAGGGGUUUCCUCCGCUCUGCCUCCCUGGGUCGAAGGGCCUCCUUCCACCUGGAAUGUCUGAAGCGACAGAAGAAUCAAGGGGGAGACAUCUCUCAGAAGACAGUCCUGCCCUUGCACCUGGUUCAUCACCAGGCAUUGGCAGUGGCAGGCCUGAGCCCCCUCCUCCAGAGAAGCCAUUCCCCUGGCACGCUCCCCAGGCCAUGUGCCACCCCCCCAGCCACACCCGGCAGCCGAGGCUGGCCCCCGCAGCCUAUCCCCACCCUGCGGCUGGAGGGGGCUGAGUCCAACGAGAAACUCAACAGCAGCUUCCCGUCCAUCCACUGCAGCUCCUGGUCUGAGGAGCCCACACCCUGUGGAGGAGGUGACAGCACCAUCCGGAGAGCCCGGCCAGUGUCCCUCACUGUGCCCAGCCAGGCUGGGGCCCGGGGCAGGCAGUUCCAUGGCAGUGCCAGCAGCCUCGUGGAAGCGGUCUUGAUUUCAGAAGGACUGGGGCAGUUUGCUCAAGAUCCCAAGUUUAUCGAGGUCACAACCCAGGAGCUGGCUGACGCCUGUGACAUGACCAUAGAGGAGAUGGAGAACGCCGCUGACAACAUCCUCAGUGGGGGCGCCCAGCAGAGCCCCAACGGCACCCUCCUACCUUUUGUUAACUGCAGGGACCCCGGGCAGGACAAAGCGGGGGGUCACGAGGGCGACGCCUGCACGGCCGCCCUGGCAUGUCAGAAGAGCGAGGAAGAGCUCCAGGACAGCAGAGCCCACACCGGCAGCCUGUAGGAGCCAGGGCUGGGGAGACGCUGGGUUUUUUAUUUGUUUCAAUGUUCCUAAUGGGUUCGUUUCAGAAGUGCCUCACUGUUCUCGUGACCUGGAGUUAACCGGAACAGCGUCUUCAUUCAUUUCGUUGGGACAAGACGCAGAGUUGGGUGGUGUGCAGAGUCCGUUUUCCGGGGGAAGGAAGGCAGCAAGCCUAGUGUGUGUUGUGUCCAAGAGGUAGAGUGGUGAGGAGGAGCGGAAGAAUCAGGGAGGGAGAGCAAGAGAAGAGACGCCUGCCCCCACCUCCGGGCGUGAAGGAGAGCCUCAGCUUCCUGCGGUACCCUCACCAAAAGGACCCUAUGUCAAACGGGUGUCUUUCAACUUUGCUUGUAAAAAAAAAAAUCCAUUUUGCACAUAUUCCGUAUGAGCCUCACUGUCUCCAUAGAGCCAGGGCCCUGUGGAUUUGUAGAAGGAAGCAGGAGUGGGACUUCAGCGAGGACCCAGCCCCAUCCCAGGGGGGAGGAAGGACAGAGAGAGGAGCUCAGGAGACAGGAGUGGAGGAGGGCGGAGGGCACGAUGGGAGGGCACGAUGAGGGGCAUGUGGCAGCCUCACGGCCAAGGCUCCCCACCACCCCCACCCCUCUGCCCCAGGAUCACAGGACGCACACAGGCCCACCUCGCUUCAGAGCAGCGGCUGGGCCUGCCAGGGAAGGGGCAACCAGCCCCUGGCAAGAUGAGGUGCUGCUGAGCUUCUGUCAAGCGCUCUUUUGUUUUGUGGUUUGACAUUUUUCUUGAUGGCAUGUUGCAGUUUUCGGGUUUUGUUUGGUUUUUGUUUUAUUUUAAUUUUGUUUUCCCAGGGGGAGGGGAGGAAGAAGUGUUUACAAAGCUUUGUAGCCACCCACCUUACUGUUUUCACUUUUGCAAAUGUAAAUUGGGUUUGGUUUUACUGUAUUAUUUAAACGGUUGUGGUUUUCUUUUUCUACGGUAGGCUCCAUCCAUAGAGCCAUCGUGGGCAAGUUUUACCAGCCAUUGUGUAUACGCAAUAAUUUGUUAUGAUUUCUGUAGGUAGUAACAAAAAUUUUUUGGGUUUGGUUUUAUAAUUUAAAGGUAACGCACUUGAUAUGGUCUUGCACAUAUGGGUGAUUGAGUUGGGCUCUUUUUACUGCGGGGUGUGUCCGUGGGUGCCGGAGAGAAGCAUGGGUGAGAGAGUCUCCGCGAGUGUGUGUGUUCUGUGUGUGCAUAGUGGGUUGUCCAUGUAUGUGCACCCAUGUGUGAAUGAGUGUGCAGCUCCCCCUUUCUGGUCUAACUGUGGGGAGAUCUGAAUCUGGGGCCAUUUGAAAGCAAAAACAAACCACUGUUUCUGCUUCUGAAAUGGGAAUCAGUAACUCUUUACAUUUUCUGUCCACAAGAUAUGCAAAAACAAUGCAAUAAUAUUCAUUUUAAAAAUACAAUUGUGAGUUGUGUUGGCAUUAAAGCUGUAUUUAAAACACACACACACACACACACACACACAGAAAUUUAAGGGAAAAACUCAAGAAGGCGUUUUGCUUCGAUAUAUUCCGUGUAAUGUUUUAUUGCAUUGAUGAUGUUUCUGUUGAAGAAACUGUUAUACUUGAAUUCAGGUCAGUUUCAGUAUUCUACAAAUAUUUUUUUAAAACUGAAUUGCAAUUGUGCCAAGCGAAUAUAAUGAAUUGAAUUAAGUUUGUUUUUGAAUUCACUUCUUGUAUAUUUUGCUGCAUGUAAGUAAAUCAUUUUGUAUUUGGAGUGUACAAGCUUUACCCUUGAACUCUGAAGUGCUUUCCUAUAUGUGGUUGGGGGAAAGGGAACAAGUAUUAUUUUAAUUUGUACGAUGAGCAAAGGUAUGACCAGUGUAAAUCAUUAUUCUGCAAUCCACACACAGGUUUGGACAUUACUGUUUUGCAUAUCUUGUGUUCACUUCCGUUUCCCUCCAUUUUUCCAAAACUAUACAAGAAGUAUAUCCGUCCUACAUCUUGCUUUGAGAGACCAGGACAUGUCUUAAUCCUGUCUUCAUUCUAUCCACUCUGCUCCAGUUGAUUGGGACUUGGUCUCGGGACAGUCCUGCCCCGUGAGCAUCCCCCAUGGGAGAGGUGGCUGGCUUUUCUGUUCACUUCCACUGCGUGAACUUGCCUCGGUGGUCUCCUCAGGAAAGUGCACGCUGACUGAGAGGAUGGAGCUAGAGUCGGGCUGGCUGGAGGGAAGGGAAUCCUCCCUCUGGCAACUGCUCUACCCAAACUCAGAUAGCAGGGGCCAGAGAACAGCAACCAGGUAAAACCUUUGUCCAUCCCAAAGUCAGCUCCGUCUCAUUCACUUCAUCCUCUCCUUGCUCUGGAGCAGGAUUUCCUCCAGGUCUCCCCUAAUGUGCAUGGCAGACAGGGAGGGGACCGGGACCAGGACUGGGGAGGACACGUCAGGAGUUUGCAGUGAUAGUGGAACCAGAGACACUGUGGGAGCAUCUCUUACGCCUAUUUGCGUCUACCUAGAACGUCAUCCUAUCCAUGCUGUUUCCUUCAAAUAGAUUUCAACAAUGAUGGUUGAAAAGGGAGUGAUUCAGGGAAAACAGGACCCAAACAUUCAUCUAGGAUUUACCCAGGGAAUGUCUUCCAGUGCCAGUAUGUUCCCAGCCCUUUACAGGAGCGACCUACUUGGGAAAAGUGAAGAUGAGUUUCACUUUUAAGGACUGAUUCAUGAAAGAGUGGAGAAAUACGCUGAAUGUUCCCAGGUACACUAACAGUGUAGAAGCAGAAGGGUUUCUCCCUGUUUCUCCAAGACUAAACCCUCCAAACUUCUUUGGUUCCUUUUCGGUGCCAUGCAGGCCUUCUAGAAAUUGCAGUUAGGUGUCAUCUUUGUCCAGUUUCCCAAGAUACCUAUCACCGUUCUGCUAAGAUUUUAGUUGUGAUGGAGAGCGAAGCCCUUUUGGAUUGAUAACUGAUUCUUGCUAUACAUGUGGUCCCUAGAUAGAAAUUUGGCAUCUUAACUGACCACAGACACAAACACAUACACACACACACACACACACACACACACAUACACACACACACACCACUCACACAUUCACUCAAACUUUCAUGCUACUUUCUUUUUUCCUUUUGGACUUGUCUUCUGCAUCACCAAAUCUCAUUGGCCAGUGGCAUGGGCUACAGGCUGGGCUUAUGCCAGCUACCCCUAAGGCCCUGCCUAAGUGUGCCCCCUUGCCCUUCACCACUCACACCUACAGAGUCCCUUCUUUCUAGUCAGCUAUGUUAGAAGGCCAGCUAGUCUUGCACCCUACAAGAGCAACAUCAGCAGUGCCAAGGGAACCUGGCCCUGUGCUGCUGGCAAGGAAAGGAGGUUUAGAUGGGAGUUCCCUGUGGAGGGUGAUGGGUCUCUAUGGCCUGACCUCAUGAUCAACUGGUAUGGUACUGACAGAGGAUACCUGUCAUCAUGGGUGCCUAGGUGGGUCAGUCAGCUAAGCAUCUGCCUUUGGCUCAGGUCAUGAUCCCAGGGUCCUAGGAUCAAGUCCUGCAUCUGCUCCCUGCUGAGCAGAGAAUCUGCUCCUCUCUCUCCCUCUGCCCCUCCUCCCCUUCUCAUUCUGUCUCUUUCUCUCUCUUUCUUAGAGAAAAAAUUUUUAAAAAUAACUUUUAUUUAUUUCUCUCUUUCUUAGCUCUCUCUCUAAUAAAUAAAUAAAAUCUUUAAAAAAAAGAUACCUGUCAUCAUGACAGACGGAUAAAAUGAAUCAUAAAAUCACAAACCUCACCAGCUGUGUAUUAAGUGAUGUCUGCCCCUCACCUAGAGCAGAACUUUGCCUGUGACCUUGUAAAACAUAACCAUCAAGUCUUCUGAGAACUUGUGAGUGGCAAAGAGAAAGCAGCCAAUGGCUGAGGACCAGAAGGACCUAAAGAAGUGCAGUGUAAGCUCUGGGGGCAUGAUUUUUAUUUUUCAUCUGAAUGACCUAUUGUAUUUCUACACUUUGGCCUUUUAAUAGUCAUGUGUCUGGCUAUAUUAAGCAGGGAGAUUUUCAGUUGUCUUCUUUCUGCCUGUUUCUAGAAGUUUCUUUUGGUCUUGAGGCAAAAAGAGAAGAAAGUUUUCCUAGAUUUUGGCUUGAACCAUGAAUUUUGCUCUGCUCUGCUUCAAAGGUUAUUAGUCAUAAUCCCUCCCAUCACCUUCUGAGUCUAACAGGCUGCCCUCUGACUGGGAGGUCCAAGGACAAAGGAACAAGACUUCCUUACUCUGUCUUUAUCCUGUGACCCUGCUUCUUCCGGGGCUUGUCUGGAGUGAAGCUAUCAGUUUCUCACAAAUAUUUUCCUUCCAGAUUAUCUCCUGAUCAUUCAGCUAUAGAUAGUAAGACAACCACAGGAGAAGGAUCCCAUUCAAUGCCUGAGACAUAAGAACACCCUGAAAAUGAGGAGUUUGGAAAUCAUCAAAAGGGUUUCAUAGAGGCCAGUUGAUACCUACCCAUCAUUCCUAAAGGUUAAGAUGUGUAACAAGAACCUAAUUUAGGCAUACAGAGUAAGUCUGGUAGUCAGGCUUUUAGCCUCAUCAAACCAUAAUUAUAAAUUUUGCUGAAGAGGAUAAUGGCAUCUCCAUCCUGAGGGACCUGGGGGGAAAAUGAAAUAUCAUUGUCUAAGAGUUAGAAACCCUUUAGCAAAGAGGCCACAAAAGGGCAAUUUGUUUUCAAGAGACCCAUUUAAGCCCCAAUUUAGUAAAACACUCGCUGAUAAGAGCCCAGGUCAGUUCAUAGAGAAGCUCUUGGUCACCACAUCCGGUUUCGCCAUCAGCUCCCUCUGAAGAGACAUAAGGAAAAGAGACAAGGAAACGAAGUGUCCUACAACUAUCAGGGAUGGCAUAGUUUUUUCCUUUCCCCAAGCCAUUCUCUCUAUUCCAGCCUUCUGCCCAACCCCCACUUUCCUUUCCUCCCCUCAGUCUAGUCAGAACAGGGAGUUGCAAGUAGUCCAAUAUGCAGAUUCUUAAAUAGUUUAUGAAGCUAGUUCUGGUUUUAACUUUUUUUUAUUUCAAAGCAAUGAAACAUUGCUUUGUGAAACCAGAUACCAAUGUAGCAAGUGGUUUCUGCCAGACUUCCACAUGGUUGGAACACACUUGAACACCACACAUACACACACACACUCAUACACACUUUCAUCCUCAUACACACACACACACACACACACACACACACUUCCUUAACAGACAGGUGCAGGUGCUGGGGUUGAGCUCUGCACAAAUGAUAUUGUCCUCCCAAAGGGCUGAGCACUGUAUAGAGAGAUGUGGAGAGAGGACCAGAGUAACUUCCUUGAGUAGAAAUAGUGCCAUCGGGCCCUAUUAUUACUGUGAACUAAAUAUUAUUUAUCUACAUUGAGAGAUACAACUACGUCUACAAUCAGACUUUUCCCUCACAUGAUUUUAAGAGGCUUGCUCCAGAAAAGAUGCAGUGGUAGAUUCUUCAGCUCUCCGAUAUACUGGAAAAGCCCUUUGAUCAGUCUCUGAAAGGGAAUUAGAGAUUGCCAGCAAAAUAUAUUGAGCUGAGUUGAACAACACUGAGAGUAGAGUCAGAGUUGGGACUUUCACAAAACUCCCCUCAGUCUCCACUAAAUUAAGGAAGACAAGAUAAAGACUAGAUAAUUAAACAAAAGCUUGAAAUGUUACAUCACCAGAGUCAAAUAUUCUCCCUUCAGAUUGCAUACUGGCCUCUUCACAGCUGUACUGUCUUUUGGAGGGCAUCCCAUGCAUCCGACUUUCCAGAAUCUAAUCUGACUUGAUAAGGUUCCUAGAAAGGGCAACAUGACAUUUAAUCUACCCUAAAUCCAACAUUUACUAUAAAUUUGCCAUCUAAAAAUCAUUGGUGUACCUCAUACAUAAGAAAGUGUUUCACCUGUGUCAUUAUUAAAGAAGUUUCUUGGUGAAGAGGUUGUAAGUCUUAAGGGAGGGUAAUUUCUAUGUGAAGAAACACAGAAAUGGACGGGAUUUUGCCUAUUCACUGUUUGAGCCUAGAGAACUGUUCUGAUGCUCCUCGAGUGUAUAAGCAGAGGGACGGGAAUGAGCGGGCACCAGCGGGCAGUGGGUCACUGCUGACGCUCGCCAUACUGCAUGCCUGCGGGCCUCAGACACUCUGCAUGAAGUCUCUCCUGAGCCCGCAACCCAGAGAGGAAAGAGAAGGCUCCCUUCUAUAGGGUCACAGGAGGAGCAAAAGAGGACAGGUCACUGUGUCCUGUGCCAAACCCCCUCCCCUGAGAUUUCCCAACAUGGGGAAACUACAGCAAAGCUUAAAAGAAAAAAGAAAAAAAAAAAAACCUUGGGAAGCAAGGUGGACGGCUAUAAACAAAGAACCCUGUGCAAAGGGCUCCUCCGUGAGGCAACUCCAGUGACCUGAAUGCUAUGAGCACUUUUCUGCUUGCACACAUCACACCACCCACGCAUCAAGCUGCAUCCUAUCCUCCCAGACUCACCCAUCUCUUGGUUUCUCAACUAGAUUAGGCACAACCCUGUAGCAGCUUCCUCUCCUGCCCAGAACGUGUGCUGUUCCUCCAGAGCCUCGUGGGAAUAGGGUCUGGGACAAACCAGGAUGUGGAUAUCAAAGGCGUAAACAAACUUAGGCAAAACUGUGACGGUAGGAGUGGAGAGCCACCUGCAGAGAAACACACAAGUCCCUUAAGAAAUAGGGUGGCAGGUCCCAAGCUGCUAAAGCACUGGAAGGUCUGUUACUCUCGUCAUCUGCUUGUUUUAUUUUAAAGCCCUAGAGCUGCCAAGCGAAACUCCCGUCCAUAUAAGAGGCUCCAGAAACAACCCCUUCCUCCUUCCUCUCCUCAUGUCCUCCUGCCCAGGCCCAAUUUCAUGCCUCUAAACCAAACUGUGUCAUGCUUGCUCUCAGAGCAAUGCAGAAAGAUGGACAGUGCCUCCAUUGUCAUCCCCUGCCUGUCACCACCCCCACACCCUUGUACACCCCACACUUUCCUCUCCAGGCUUCACGAUGUCGCAGUCUUACUGUUGUAAAUACUGUUGUACAGUUUGUAAUCAUCAAAUAACUCCAUUGUCAAGGCCUCGCCUGCUGCGCCUUCUCACCCUCGAGAAAGGCCAGGGAAUCUAGAAGGGGUAACCUUUCGAGAAGAGCUUCAGGGUCAUCUCUGUGUGAGACGCUAUGUAUAUUCCUGUAAGAUUGCAUUUUUAUCUAAGGAAUGAUGUUAUUUAAAAAACAAACAAAAAACACCAAAAAACAAGAAUUGCAAAUAAAUUUCUUAACAAUGUCUA
Nyctereutes procyonoides (raccoon dog) is the source of this 16568-nucleotide messenger RNA. RefSeq names its product calcium voltage-gated channel subunit alpha1 C (gene CACNA1C). Lineage: Eukaryota; Metazoa; Chordata; Mammalia; Carnivora; Canidae. Gene Ontology annotation, biological process: calcium ion import across plasma membrane. Gene Ontology annotation, molecular function: high voltage-gated calcium channel activity. The record is from RefSeq and is a predicted model, not a curated record. Gene Ontology annotation, cellular component: voltage-gated calcium channel complex; membrane.